AUGUCUACUCAAAAGCCAUUUCCAACAGCAACUUCAGACAGUGGAUUUCGUCAAGAACCACCUCAAUUGAAGAAUCAAUACCAAGAUGAUAUUGUCUUUAAAAACAUUCUAAAGAAACUGCUGCCAGCUUCUAUGUUGAGUGAUAUUGAACCUGACCUCACUCAAUUUGGCGAGAGAGUCAUCACAGACAUUGCUGCCAUGGGUGAAGAUGUCGAGACACCCAACAAUUAUCCACAACUCAAGCAGUACGAUGCUUGGUGUAGACGAGUCGAUGAGAUCUCUACAGCCCAAGGAUGGAAAGACUUGAACGAUGUUGCAGCUAAAGAGGGUUUGAUUGCCAUUGCCUACGAGCGCAAAUACAACGAGUAUUCGAGAAUCUAUCAGUUUGCAAAGCAAUACCUCUAUGCUCCUUCAUCUGCCAUGUACUCAUGUCCUCUUUCCAUGACAGAUGGUGCCGCACGUGUGCUUGAGCUGCUGGGCACUCAAGAAAUGAAGGAUAAAUAUUAUACUCGCCUGAUUAGCCGUGAUCCCGCUCUAUUUUGGACUAGUGGCCAAUGGAUGACAGAACGCCCUGGUGGUAGUGAUGUAGGUCAAUCCGAGACGCAAGCCGAGCUUGUUGAUGAAAAGACAAACACCUGGUCAGUUUCAGGCUUUAAAUGGUUCUCUAGUGCUACAACAGCUGACUUGACGAUGCUUUUGGCUCGUACAAUUGAUCCCAAAGAGGGCACUGUGAAGACUGGAAGCAAAGGUCUGUCUCUUUACAUUGCAGAAAUGAGACAACCUGAUGGCCAAUUGAACGGUGUCAGAGUGCAUCGCCUCAAGAACAAAUACGGUACAAAAGGCUUACCCACUGCCGAGCUGCAAUUGUCUGGCAUGAAGGCAACUUUGCUUGGUAGACCUGGCCGUGGUGUUCCCAAUAUUGCAUCUAUUCUUAAUAUCACUCGUAUCUAUGCCUGUUUGGGCGUUGUUUGCGCUCUUCGUCGUUCUCUUGCCAUUGCCAAAGAUUUCGCAUACAAGCGCCGUGCUUUCAACAACUCGUUAGACAAGACUCCUCUGCACAUUACAACACUUGCUCAGCUGGAACUCAUAUUCCGUGCAGGUGCUCAGAUCUCAUUCUACGCAAUUGAAUUACUGGGCCGCACUGAAUGUGUUCAAGACAGCAAGGAAGAUGCUGCCAUUCUUCGUUUCUUGACCCCCAUUGCCAAAGCCUAUGUCUGCAAGAUUGGAGUCAAUGCCUGUAGCGAAGCCAUGGAAGCAUUAGGUGGCCAGGGCUACAUGGAGGAGAUUGGCAUUGGCCGUCAACUUCGCGAUGCUCAAGUCAAUACUAUCUGGGAAGGUACAACCAACGUCUUGGCCAUGGAUGUGAUUCGCGUCAUCAAAGAAACCAAAGGCCAAUGUCUUGGCACGUUUGAAAAGAUGAUUAGAGAAAAGGUUGAUCGCUCUGUAAAGGCAUCAUCUUGCUUGGCAGAUGCAGCAAAAUCAAUUGAUCUCGCCUUGAAUAACAUCAAACAAUUCUUUGCCCAAUCAAUGCGCAACAAGCUGGAGACAGAGGCCAAUGCCCGUCAAUUGACAUUUGCCUUGGGAAGAAUACUUGCCGGUGCUUUGUUCCUGGAGCAAGCUGCUUUUGAUAUCACACAAAACAAUGAAGGUGCCGAGGAGGAUAUUAUUGUGGCCAACAAGUGGUGUAAUGCCCGUGAAUUCACCCAACCUUUAAUUCCUACCAAUGCAGAUACCAUUUCCGAUGAAGCCAAGAUUGUGUUUGGUGCCAGCGCAAAGAUUUAA
Molecule: messenger RNA, 1782 nt
Organism: Mucor velutinosus
Lineage: Eukaryota; Fungi; Mucoromycota; Mucoromycetes; Mucorales; Mucoraceae
Product: Cellulase domain-containing protein
Exons: 9
Coding region: 1-1782 (593 amino acids)
Molecular function (GO): acyl-CoA dehydrogenase activity
Source: RefSeq, a predicted model, not a curated record